AAAUCACAUUGCCCAGACAGAGGAAAGAGAGAGAUAGAGGGCAACACAUACUGAAACGACAGGAGAGAGAUAGAGGGCAACACAUACAGAAACGACAGGAGAGAGAGAGAAUUGAUGGUCGAGGGAUCUAAAAUUCAUCAGUUUCCUCCUCCACGGCACAAAGGAGACAGAGACUUGAAUUGAAGAGAAGGGGAUCUAAGUAAUUCAUCAAUUUCCUCCUCCGCCACUACCACCCCAAACAAGUCCACAUUUAGAACACUUAAUACUAUCUGGAUCGAUCGUCGAUCCCCCUCACACACACACCAUGUCUCUGAACAUGAAAACCCUAACCCAAGCCCUAGCCAAGACAGCCGCCGUGAUUGAAAAAACCGUUUCCACGACCGUACAGGAAGUCACCGGACCCAAACCCCUCCACGACUACGACCUCCUCGACCAGAUCGGGUCCGCCGGCCCGGGCCUCGCAUGGCGGCUGUACUCUGCCAAGGCCCGCGCCGGCGGAUCCUCUUCCCAGCAGUACCCCACCGUCUGCGUCUGGGUCCUCGACAAGAAGGCCCUCUCCGAGGCCCGAUCGCGGGCCGGGCUGUCCAAGGCGGCGGAGGACUCCUUUUUCGACGUUGUUAGGGCCGAUGCGGCGAGGCUGGUGAGGUUGAGGCACCCCGGGGUGGUUCAUGUGGUCCAGGGUUUGGAUGAGACCAAGAAUGCCAUGGCCAUGGUCACUGAGCCCUUGUUCGCUUCAGUCGCGAAUGCGCUCGGGAACUUGGAUAAUGUUGCAAAGGUGCCCAAGGAGCUCAAGGGGAUGGAAAUGGGAUUGGUGGAAGUGAAGCAUGGCUUGCUUCAGAUUGCAGAAUCCUUGAACUUCCUCCAUAACAAUGCACGUCUUAUUCAUCGAGCAAUAGCUCCUGAGAAUGUCCUCAUUACAUUAAGUGGUGCUUGGAAGCUUGGUGGAUUUGGUUUUGCUAUUUCAACAGAUCAGUCUGGUGAUUUCGCUAGCACGCAGGCCUUCCAUUAUUCUGAGUAUGAUGUUGAGGAUUCUCUACUGCCCGUUCAACCGUCUCUCAAUUACAUUGCUCCCGAACUGGUUCGGAGUAAGACAUCAUCGGUUGGAUGUUCUUCUGAUAUUUUCAGUUUCGGGUGCCUUGCCUACCAUUUGAUUGCUCACAAGCCUUUGUUUGACUGCAACAACAAUGUGAAGAUGUACAUGAAUACUUUGACUUACUUAUCCAGUGAGGCUUUUUCGUCCAUCCCGCCAGAGUUGGUCCCCGACUUACAAAAAAUGGUGUCUGCGAAUGAGGCUCUUAGGCCAACAGCCUUGGAUUUCACAGGUUCUCCCUUUUUCCGGAAUGACACUAGGUUGCGUGCUCUUCGCUUCCUAGACCACAUGCUUGAGAGAGAUAACAUGCAAAAGUCUGAGUUCCUGAAGGCGUUAUCAGACAUGUGGAAAGAUUUUGACUCCCGUGUGUUGCGGUAUAAGGUUCUUCCACCACUUUGUGCGGAACUCCGAAAUAUGGUAAUGCAGCCAAUGAUUCUUCCCAUGGUUUUGACUAUUGCAGAGUCUCAGGACAAAAGUGAUUUUGAGCUAUCAACACUGCCGGCUCUAGUUUCUGUCUUAACAACAGCUGCCGGCGAGACAUUGUUGCUUCUUGUGAAGCAUGCAGAUCUUAUUAUGAAUAAGGCUAGUCAGGAGCACUUAGUUUUGCAUGUCCUGCCCUUACUUGUUCGAGCUUAUGAUGAUAAUGAUGCUCGCAUGCAAGAGGAAGGUUUGAAAAGAACUAGUUCGCUUGCAAAGCAACUUGAUGCUCAGCUAGUCAAACAAGAAAUCUUGCCCCGUGUUCAUGGAUUAGCUCUUAAAACAACAGUUGCAGCGGUGAGAGUAAAUGCUCUGUUAUGUUUAGCGGAUAUGGUUCACUUGCUCGAUAAGCACUCUGUGUUAGAUAUCUUGAAAACAAUCCAACGGUGCACGGCUGUUGACCGUUCUGCUCCGACUCUUAUGUGCACUCUUGGGGUUGCAAACUCUAUUCUGAAGCAGUAUGGAUUAGAAUUUACCGCGGAGCAUGUCCUUCCGCUACUCACACCACUUCUCAUAUGUCAACAACUGAAUGUCCAGCAGUUUGCCAAGUAUAUGCUCUUUGUUAAGGAUAUUCUCAGGAAGAUAGAAGAAAAACGGGGAGUAACUGUGGCUGAUUCUGGAUUUCCAGAGGUAGUAAAACCUGUUGAUGGGCAUAAAUCGGAAGCAGUAGUAACAUCUACUUCACGCAAUAAUAAUCGUUCAUGGGAUGAUGAUGAUAAUUGGGUUCCCACCACCAACGGGGGAUCUGCCACAACCUGGAAACAAUCUUCCUUAACGAGUGGUAAUAAUAAUAUGCCAUCCGCUCGUCAGCCUGCUAUCAUUAUGGCCAAUAUUAAUAAUAAUGAUCAAGUAGCUGCUUUUGCAAACUUGCAAUCUUCAUCAGUGUCAUCUAUCCAGCAAACUGCAUUGUCGUGUCCAUCAGUUGACCUAGAGUGGCCUCCUCGGUCCUCCUCUUCUCAAUUGGGCAGUGUUAUUGACGAGCAAAAAAGUCAAAGCACCUCUGCGAAUGUGGAUGAUUUUGAUCCCUUUGCUGAUUGGCCCCCUCGGCCGCCUCCUCCUAGUGGGGACCGUAAUGCCUCUGGAAAUUUCAGCAAUGGCAAAUUAGCCUCCUCAGACAAAUAUGGUUCCAGUCAGAUGAGUACUAGUAGCAGCAGUAUGAAUGAUAGUUUAACUUUACGGACUUCCAGCGACCACAGUUUUUGGUCUGGUUCUAUUGCCAACACACAAAACCCUAUCGAGCCGUUGAGACAAAAUAAUCAUCAGGGGAGGAGCGUUAGUUAUAGUACUGUUAGUUUAAGCAACAGUGGGCUCCUCGUCAACCAGAAUUCGAUUGGGUUAUUGAAACAGCCGAAUCAGGGCAUUUCAGCUGCUAGUGCGUACACCAAUGAUAAGAAAACAACUAGUGAUCUUAGAUCCAUAUUCGUUGCGUCACCAUCAUUAUCAUCUACCAAGAAUGAGCAGACUGGUAGUGCACCAAGACUUGCUCCACCCCCACCAACUGCUGUCGGCAGAGGACGAGGAAGAGGAAGAGGGAGAGGAAAUCAGGACGGGAUGAGGCACACUGAGCAGCCACCACUUUUGGAUUUGCUGUGACGGGCAACCAGGGGGUCAUUCAUACAAAGAAGAGGCCAUUUCCAAACAGGGGAAGAUGGGAUUAGUCAUUGUCGAUCUCAGCCUGCACCUUGUGCCGCAUAUGCCCCAUACACAAUUGCACCUGCAUCUCUCUCUCUCUCUGGCAAGGGUGUUUGUAACUUUUUCUUUGUAUAUCUUUGUUGUAUGAUAUGAUAGUAAGUCAUUAUUAACACGUGUUAUUUUCUUGGUUUUGGUUUUUCUGAGUUUCUUUUCUUUGCUUUGCUUGUUUUGGUUUCUGAAUUUUUAUUUUUUGGGAAAUUGAGAAUUUUUUUUUUACCAAGAAUUUGAGGAAGUUUACCUGUGAAAAUUGUAUUCUUUACAGAGAACAGUCCGUGAAUGGCCUUGAGAUACAAUAAUACAAGAUGAAAUUGAUCAA
Molecule: messenger RNA, 3575 nt
Organism: Rhododendron vialii
Lineage: Eukaryota; Viridiplantae; Streptophyta; Magnoliopsida; Ericales; Ericaceae
Product: SCY1-like protein 2 A
Exons: 14
Coding region: 305-3160 (951 amino acids)
Biological process (GO): protein phosphorylation
Molecular function (GO): protein kinase activity; ATP binding
Source: RefSeq, a predicted model, not a curated record